Molecule: messenger RNA, 1638 nt
Organism: Nycticebus coucang (slow loris)
Lineage: Eukaryota; Metazoa; Chordata; Mammalia; Primates; Lorisidae
Gene: SSB
Product: small RNA binding exonuclease protection factor La
Exons: 12
Coding region: 135-1352 (405 amino acids)
Biological process (GO): RNA processing; positive regulation of translation
Cellular component (GO): nucleus; cytoplasmic stress granule; cytosol
Molecular function (GO): RNA binding
Source: RefSeq, a predicted model, not a curated record
CGCAAGGUCUGCCGGGACGGCGCCCAUCUUUUUUGGGAGCUUGAGGCCGGCCGGCGGCGCUGGAAAUUCCGGGCGUCGCUGGUGGUGGACCUUUGUUGUGGCCCUGUGGGAACAGGACCUUAAAGAUAGCCAGGAUGGCUGAAAAUGGUGAUAAUGAAAAAAUGGCUGCUCUGGAGGCCAAAAUCUGUCAUCAAAUUGAGUAUUAUUUUGGAGAUUUCAAUUUGCCACGGGACAAAUUUUUAAAGGAACAGAUCAAAUUGGAUGAAGGCUGGGUACCUUUGGAGAUCAUGAUAAAAUUCAACAGGUUAAACCGUCUCACAACAGACUUUAAUGUAAUUGUGGAAGCACUGAGCAAAUCCAAGGCAGAACUCAUGGAAAUCAGUGAAGAUAAAACUAAAAUCAGAAGGUCUCCAACCAAACCCCUCCCUGAAGUGACUGAUGAAUAUAAAAAUAAUGUAAAAAACAGAUCUGUUUAUAUUAAAGGCUUCCCAACUGAUGCAACCCUUGAUGACAUAAAAGAAUGGUUAGAAGAUAAAGGUCAAGUACUAAAUAUUCAGAUGAGAAGAACAUUGCACAAAGCAUUUAAGGGAUCAAUAUUUGCUGUGUUUGAUAGCAUUGAAUCUGCUAAGAAGUUUGUAGAGACCCCUGACCAAAAGUACAAAGACACAGACUUGCUAAUACUUUUCAAGGAUGAUUACUUUGCAAAAAAAAAUGAAGAAAGAAAACAAAAUAAAGCAGAAGCUAAGUUAAGAGCUAAACAAGAGCCAGAAGAUAAACAAAAGUUAGAGGAUGCUGCUGAAUUAAAAUCUCUAGAAGAAAAGAUUGGGUGCUUGCUGAAAUUUUCAGGUGAUUUAGAUGAUCAGACUUGUAGAGAAGAUUUGCACGUCCUUUUCUCAAGUCACGGUGAAAUAAAAUGGAUAUACUUUGUCAGAGGCGCAAAAGAGGGGAUAAUUCUGUUUAAGGAAAAAGCCAUGGAAGCAUUGGAUAAAGCCAAAGAUGCAAAUAAUGGCAACCUACAAUUAAGGAACAAAGAAGUGACAUGGGAAGUAUUAGAAGGAGAAGUGGAAAAAGCAGCAUUGAAAAAAAUCAUAGAAGACCAACAAGAAUCUCUAAAUAAAUGGAAGUCAAAAGGUCGCAGAUUUAAGGGAAAAAAUAAGGGUAAUAAAGCUACCCAGCCUGGGUCUGCUAAAGGAAAAGUGCAGUUUCAGGGCAAGAAAACUAAAUUUGAUAGUGAUGAUGAACAUGAUGAAAAUGGUGCAACUGGACCCGUGAAAAGAGCAAGAGAAGAAACAGACAAGGAAGAACUCCCAGCAAAACAACAGAAAACAGAAAAUGGUGCUGGAGACCAGUAGUUUAAUACACAAUUUUUUAAUUUGUUUUAAUUAGGUUUUAAAAUGCCUUUGCUUUUGGAAGAUUUUAAAAUGAAAAUCGAAUUAGGUCCACUUCAAUGUCCACCUGUAAGAAAAGAAAAGUUUUUUGUUGUUAUCCAAAUGAAGAUUUUUUUUUUUUUUGGAAUGUAUAGUUUGUGUUAUUUCAGAUGACUCAAAAGGAAGAUUCUUCCAUUACAUUAAUUGCCUUUGUAAUAUGAGGAUGUACUACCACAAGCAAAUAAAUAUAUCCUAUAUAAAAAGAGCAAAA